UGGAAGGAAAACCAUGCAACGUUUAUGAAUGAACUGAAAAAUCUUCAGGCUUCAGGUCUAACAACCCUUGGUCAGGCACUCAGGUCAUCGUUUGACUUGUUAAAUCUCAAUAGAUUAGUGUCUGGAAUAGACAACUAUGGACAGGGAAGGAAUCCAUUCUUUUUGGAGCCAUCUAUUUUGAUUACCAUCACAGACGGAAACAAACUGACAAAUACGGCUGGAGUUCAAGAGGAGCUUCAUCUUCCUUUGAAUUCUCCUUUGCCUGGAAGUGAACUAACCAAAGAACCAUUUCGUUGGGAUCAAAGGCUGUUUGCUCUAGUCCUGCGUUUGCCAGGGCCAGAGCAGCUUGGGAGUGUGCCUACUGAUGAAUCUGCUAUCACACAGAUGUGCGAAGUUACAGGAGGUCGUUCUUACUGCGUUCGGACACAAAGAAUGUUGAAUCAAUGUUUAGAAUCUCUAGUUCAAAAAGUCCAAAGUGGAGUUGUUAUUAACUUUGAAAAGUCGGGACCAGAUCCAGCUCCUAUUGGAGAAGAUGGACUAGUUGAUUCAUCCAGGCCCAUCAAUUCAUUUGCUUCUCAACCGUGGCAUAGUUGUCAUAAACUCAUUUAUGUACGGCCUAACCCUAAAACUGGUGUUCCUGUUGGGCAUUGGCCAAUCCCAGAAUCUUUUUGGCCUGAUCAGAAUUCACCAACACUGCCUCCACGCACAGCUCACCCUGUUGUGAGGUUCUCCUGUGUUGAUUGUGAGCCAAUGGUAAUAGACAAACUUCCUUUUGACAAGUAUGAGCUUGAGCCUUCACCCUUAACACAGUACAUCUUGGAACGAAAGUCUCCCCAUACCUGCUGGCAGGUAUUUGUGGGUAGCAGUGGAAAAUACAGCGAACUUGGCCAUCCGUUCGGGUAUUUAAAAGCAAGCACUACUUUAACCUGUGUAAACCUCUUUGUGAUGCCUUACAACUAUCCUGUUUUACUUCCGUUGUUAGAUGACUUGUUUAAGGUUCACAAACUUAAGCCAAAUCUGAAGUGGCGACAGGCUUUUGACAACUACUUAAAAACAAUGCCUCCUUACUACUUACUGACAAAAAUAGAGUCGGAACGGAUAAUAGGUUCAGUGGGUAAGAAAGUUCCACAAGAAAUUGGAAUAAAAGUGAAAAAUCACUCCAGUGGCCUCUCCUUGGUACACAGCAGGGAUUUUAAGCAACUGCUGCAAGGGAUCACUGGGGAAUCUCCCCUGAGACUGGCGGAAAUGAACGUUAAAGAAUUUGCUGGCUUCCACAUAGGACUUUUAAACAAGGAUUUGAAGCCACAGGCAUUCAGAAAUGCGUAUGAUAUUCCUCGUCGCAGUCUUUUAGACCAGCUAACUAGAAUGAGGACUAAUCUUCUGAAAACACACAGGCUUAUCUUGGGGCAGGAUGAAGACUGCCUUCAUAGUGUUCCUGUUGCUCAAAUGGGAAAUUACCAGGAAUACCUGAAAAUGAUGCCUUCACCCCUUCGGGAGAUUGACCCAGAUCAACCAAAAAGACUUCAUACAUUUGGCAAUCCAUUUAAACAGGAUAAGAAGGGUAUGAUGAUAGAUGAAGCAGAUGAAUUUGUCGCUGGGCCUCAGAAUAAGAUUAAGCGUCCCGGAGAACCUAAUACUCCAGCAUCACUAAAGAGAAGGCGUAGCAUGUCACCACUGUUGAGACGGCCACAGUCACCACCCGUCGUAACGAAUCAUGUUGGUGGGAAAGGGCCACCGUCUGCUUCUGGAUCCCCAUCAUAUCUGAACCUCAAAGGCAUCCCAGCAAAUAAAGAUACAUAUUUUUAAUUUGUAGAUCCCAAUAACAGUGUUCAAGAUGGCAAUGGAGAGAAGAAAGCAGAAAAUUGUCAGUCACUGGAAAAGCAAAUUGAUGGCUUACCUGUGCAAAUGGUUCCUUCGGUUCCAGCUGCUAUGGGAGAGGAUGAAAUGUUACCCAAUGACUUAGACUCUCUACCUGUUGAAUUCAAUUGUUUAAGUGAAGAUGGGUUGGAUCAUAAACCUGGUACCAACGCACUUGUUCGAGGGCCUCUAAAUUACAGUGUGACUGGAGAUGACCAAAAACGGGCGAUGGAGUCUGCUUCUGAAUCUGUGCCAAAUUCAUUUAAAAUAACACCUAUGAUGUUGGAGGGAAACAAUGCUGAUAUCAAAAUUAAAGUGAUGAAAGAGGUUCGCAAACCUGGAAGAAAUUAUGAAAAAAUUUUCUCUCUUCUUGAGGAGGUGCAAGGACCUAUGGAAAUUCAGAAGUAUUUCAUUGAAUUUGCUAUCAAGGAAGCAGCAAGGUUUAAAAAACGGGUCUUAAUACAACACUUAGAGAGAAUACUAGAGGAACUAGAGUUCAACAGCCUACCCAACAGAGUUAAUCAUGUCAACAGUAGAUAAUAAUGUACCGUCCAGACGAAUAUGGACCAGGAAUGAGUUUGCUGUGCCGCAGAAGAGUGGAAGAGGAUGUAGCUGCUGCCCUCACCAUCUUGGCAGUCAAGUGAUUUUACUGUCACAGUCUGAGAAGAAGCAGUGGAGCUUUAACUUUAAGAACCUCUAUCGGCAGAAGCUGGGCUAUAACCUUAAGGAUUUGCUAUGAAAGGUGUGGCUUUUUUCCUGUGGAGGGUGCUAUUUGCUCAACAGGCUGAAGAAAAUAACCAUUGCUGCCCCUCCUGCAGGUGAUGAGAAUUUACUCAUUUGAACGCUGUCAUUAGACAUUUACAGACAUUAGACGUUAUAGGCAGCAGGUUGCACUAAAAUGGGGCACUGUCAAAUGCACACACUGUCUGCAUCGUGGAGAGAGCCCGUGUGUUCCCAAAAAAAACCCUCCCAGAAACACCUGCACUGGUAAAAUUGCAUGUUGCCACCACAGAGACAAGGGUCUUGUUCCCAAGAACUGCUAGCCAUGCCUUUAAACUUGAGAUUCAGUGUAGAUUGAGAGUAAAGAAACUGCUAUUGUGUUAAUGAAAGCUAAAGACAGCCCUGUGACUGUUACCACCUGAUGGUCACUAAACAAUCUACCUCAGACUCUCUUCUGUUUUGUCUGCAGACAUUAUGAAAGUGCACCUGAGGCUUCCCAGGUCCCCGACUUCAGUUCUCUUUCAUCCUGUGAGGAGGACGGAGAUUCUUCAGGUGGCCUUGGCACACGCUGUGCUUUGGAAGCACUAAAAGGAAACGCUUUUAAAAACGUGUAUUUUAAUGUUCAUACAAAAGAGAUUAUUUUGAACAGUAUUGUUACCAGAUCACUAAUUUGAUAUUUUAACUGUAUAAAUUUUUUGGAACAUAUGUAUAUAUAAAAUAAACCAUUUUAUUAAUUUUUAAUAAGUGCUAAUCUGA
Fulmarus glacialis (Northern fulmar) is the source of this 3333-nucleotide messenger RNA. RefSeq names its product sarcoma antigen 1 (gene SAGE1). Lineage: Eukaryota; Metazoa; Chordata; Aves; Procellariiformes; Procellariidae. Gene Ontology annotation, biological process: snRNA 3'-end processing. The record is from RefSeq and is a predicted model, not a curated record. Gene Ontology annotation, cellular component: integrator complex.